Molecule: messenger RNA, 1972 nt
Organism: Ahaetulla prasina
Lineage: Eukaryota; Metazoa; Chordata; Lepidosauria; Squamata; Colubridae
Gene: LAP3
Product: leucine aminopeptidase 3
Exons: 13
Coding region: 31-1650 (539 amino acids)
Biological process (GO): proteolysis
Cellular component (GO): cytoplasm
Molecular function (GO): manganese ion binding; metalloaminopeptidase activity
Source: RefSeq, a predicted model, not a curated record
CCCUCUCUGUGUAUCACUCUGUGUGUCUCUAUGUCUCUUUCUUUCUCUCUCUGUAUAUGUGUGUGUGUGUGUGUGUGUGUCUCCCCCCUCCCUUCAGGUGACCGUCCUCCUCCUCCUGUGGCUGAGCCGGGAGCGUUCGCAUGUGCAGGGAGACACUCCUUAAGCGAGCAACAAAGCACAGCAAAGGGUCUCAUUCUUGGAGCCUUUGCCAGCGACCGUGAUGAUGAACCUUCUCAGUUGUCUGAUGCAGGAGAGGCUUUUGACAAACAAGUCAAUGGGAAGCUGAAGGAGUUACUGUUCCUUUCUGGACCACCUCUGAAGAAAGGGAAGACCCGCAUCUUUCAUGGUUUGCAUCAGGCCUUUCCAAAUGUAGUAGUUGUUGGCCUGGGAAAGAAAGCAAUGGGAAUGAACAUAGAUGAAAACUGGAAUGAAGACAAGGAAAACAUACGGGCAGCUGUGGCAGCUGGAUGCAGGCAGCUGCAGGACCUAGAACUCCCUUGUGUUGAAGUGGACCCUUGUGGAGAUGCUCAGGCUGCAGCUGAAGGGGCUGCCCUCAGCAUCUUUGAAUAUGAGGAGCUGAAGCAAAAAAAGAAACCCACCCUUGAAAUUCAAUUACAUGGCAGUGACGGAAUUGAUGCCUGGCAGAAAGGGAUUCGCUAUGCAGAAGGCCAGAACCUGGCCAGAUAUCUUAUGGAAGGCCCUGCAAACCAUAUCACACCAACCAAAUUUGCUACCAUCAUUGAGGACAAAUUGAAAAGCUUCAGUAGCAACGUGACUGUUCAUAAAAGAGAUAAAUCUUGGAUACAGGAGCAAGCAAUGGGCUCAUUUUGGAGUGUGGCAAAAGGCUCGGAUGAACCCCCAGUCUUUUUGGAAGUCCACUACCAAGGCAGCAGCAACCCCAAAGAAGCUCCAUUGGUAUUUGUUGGAAAGGGGAUAACUUUUGAUAGUGGUGGCAUUUCCAUCAAGCCUUCAGCCAAUAUGGAUGCCAUGAGAGCAGAUAUGGGAGGAGCAGCCACCAUUUUUUCUGCUAUUGUCACAGCUGCAGAGUUGGCAUUACCCAUUAAUCUAAUUGGUCUGGCCCCCCUUUGUGAAAACUUGCCCAGUGGGAGGGCAAAUAAACCCGGAGAUGUUGUGACAGCCAUGAAUGGAAAAACGAUUCAGAUUGACAAUACAGAUGCAGAGGGAAGAUUGGUGUUGGCUGAUGCUCUUCACUAUGCACACCGUUUUAAUCCGAGGGCAAUUUUAGAUGCUGCAACAUUAACAGGUGCCAUGGAUGUAGCAUUAGGAUCAGCAGCUACUGGAGUUUUUACAAAUUCACAGAAGCUGUGGCAUUACCUGUAUGAGGCUAGCAUUCUGACUGGGGAUCGAGUUUGGAGAAUGCCUCUCUUUGAACAUUACACAAAGCAAAUGACAGACUGCCACCUAGCAGAUAUCAAUAACAUUGGAAAAUACAGGUCUGGUGGUGCAUGCACAGCUGCUGCAUUCCUGAAAGAAUUUGUGACUGCUCCUCACUGGGCUCAUUUAGAUAUUGCUGGUGUAAUGGAGAAUAAAGAUGAGGUUCCAUAUCUGCGAAAAGGCAUGGCUGGAAGGCCAACACGUACCCUGGUUGAAUUUAUUACUCAACUGGCCCUAGACAAGCAAAGCUUCUAGAAAGCAGCUUUAUGAGGCUCACCACUGGCUUUAAGAAUGGUUAAUUUGAAUCUGGAAUCAGCCAGUGUACAGAUAAAAUUCCAAAGGGCCAUCCAUCUUUUACUUUAAUUUUGGGAGGCUACUUUGAAAUGAUCCAAGCGAUGAACUAUAAAUUCAUUCCAUAGAAUUCUACUAAAUCACAUUCACUUUUUAUAAUCUUCAUUCCAGGAGCCUGUCCUAUAUUUGGUAUCCAAAGAGUGAUCAGUCUAAACCAACAGGAGUUAUAAUAUGGAUUGAAUAAUAAAUACUCAGCUAUUACAUACAAUAAAUAUAUCUUCUGACA